CGGGUAACACGAUUUGGCUGUGAAUAUAGCAGGAAGGGGGAGGGGGUUACAUCGUCCCACUCGCGAUCGCACGCUACAUAAAUUGACUAAUGUUUCCACAUACAAUAGCUUCUGGGAAAAGAAGAUGACUAUAAAGCAGAUGAUUAAAAAUCAGUGAAGUUAAGUUGCCAGAAUUUUGAAAUAUGGAAAAUAUUGGGGAUAUUUCAACUAUUCCCAUAAUGGAGAAACAACCAGUUAUAUUAGGGAACCAAAAUACUGGAACCAUGUCAGGCACAACUCCUGCUCUUUAUGUUCUUGUGAAGCAGAGCACUGGUAAAUCUGAUCAAGGAACCUUGCUUUCAAAUCAAGAUAACAGCAGUCUACUCAGCAGUGCAGCAAAGCCAAUGAAAUCUAAAACUAAGACAUAUCUUCCAGCUGAUUGUGCUUCAGGGAAUAUCACUGUUAUGCUGGACAACAAUAAUAUGUGGAAUGAAUUCUAUCAUCGCAGCACAGAAAUGAUUUUGACAAAACAAGGGAGACGAAUGUUUCCAUAUUGUCGAUACUGGAUAACAGGCCUAGAAUCCAACCUCAAGUAUAUCCUAGUCAUGGAUAUUACUCCUGUUGACAACUUCCGCUAUAAGUGGAAUGGCCAUAGUUGGGAACCCAGUGGAAAGGCAGAACCCCAUGUGCUAGGAAGGGUAUUUAUUCAUCCUGAAUCACCUUCUACUGGUCAUUACUGGAUGCAUCAACCAGUAUCUUUCUACAAAUUGAAGCUUACUAAUAAUACAUUGGACCAGGAAGGACAUAUCAUUCUGCAUUCUAUGCAUCGGUAUUUACCUCGACUACACCUGGUGCCUGCUGAAAAAGCUACAGAGAUUAUCCAGUUGAAUGGUCCUGAUGUCCGUACUUUCACUUUUCCGCAGACAGAAUUCUUCGCUGUGACUGCGUAUCAAAACAUCCAAAUUACACAACUAAAAAUAGACUAUAAUCCAUUUGCUAAAGGAUUCAGAGAAGAUGGCCUGAGUAGUAGACUGCAGCGUGACGUGAAGCAAAAUGGUAGCUCAGAGCGUGAAGGUAAUAGUGUCACGAGUUCUCCUACUAAUCACAGGCAUCCCCCUGAAGGGAAUAUUUUUGAUCCAUCACAGAGAGAAUUAGACCCACCAUCUAGUGGGAUAUGUGACCCAGAUCUGGAGAAAGAGUCCCUUAGUCCAUAUCAUGAGUUCUUACAUUUUGCGGAAACAGAUGCUCAUGCAGGUGACGAUCGAGGAUUAAAGGAAGAAGCAUCAGAAAGGCCAAUAUCCAGCCCUUGUCAAAAAAUGUUACAUGUGACAUCCCAGCUUACUCUAAAGGGAGGACUCAACGUGUCUGUUAAAGAAGAACCAUUAGAUAACUAUGAAUAUGAACCUCUAAUUUGCAUGGAAGGGGUAAAUGUGAAGGAAGAAGAAACCAAUUACACUGCAGAAGAAUAUUCCAACAGUGAUGGCUCCAUAUUGAGGCAGCAGCUGCAGAAAUACAGCGAAAUAGAUAAAAUGGAUAUUGAAUUCCACAAGGAACAACAAAUAAACCAGUUGGGUGUUGCCAAAGCAAAAAUGCUAAAAUUGGAUAGUGGGAAGAUGCCUGUAGUUUACCUAGAGCCCUGUACAAUCAGCAGGAAUACAGUGAAAAUGUCUGAUGUUUCACAGGCCUUACUGACGACAACUAAGAAUGAAAAGUCUCCACUGACUCAUUCAUUAGAUUCUUUCCCUGCUCAUUUUGAAAAUAAAGAUAUCUCUAGCCCCUUUGCGGACAAGGAAACUGACAAGAUUGCAACUGAUAAAAUGGUAUCUGAAAAUACAGCACCACAGGUACCUUCAGAAGAAGACAUGCUAGGGAGAAAUAUUGAAGCAUGUGGCAGCCUGAAUACAAUUGAGAAAGAGUCUAGUUGUGAUCUCAAGACCAUUGCCAUCAGCAGCCCUUCUUUAGCUAAAGUUAUCUCUGAUGACCAAAAGUUAAAUAUGUUGAAGACUCACAUUUCUGGCAAGAGUAUUGUUGGCAAUCAAAAUUUUGGGGUGUCAGGCCCAAGGAAACGAGGAAGACCACGGAAAUCAAAGUUAUCUGAAGCUGGGAGAUCACCUAAAUGCAUUGCAAAAUCUGAUACAACCAAUAAUUAUGCUUCUUUGGGAACUGCUAGUACCCAUUUGGAUAUUAAUCUUGAUCUUGAGGAUGUGGAUGGAAUGCUUUUUGUAUCCUUUGUAUCCAAGGAAGCACUUGAUAUCCACAGUUUUGAUAGAGCUGAAGAAAAAGAAUUGCAAAAUACACUGAACAAUUCACUGACUACAUGUAAUCCAUGCACUGAUUCAGAUGGUCAAAGAAUACAACAGUUGGAAAAAGAAUUGUUAGAAGAUUUAAAAUCUUUUAAGUACAAACAAGUAAUACAUCCAAGUCUUCAAGAAGUGGGUUUAAAACUGAAUUUUGUGGACCCAACAAUGAGCAUUGAUCUGAAGUAUUUGGGUGUGCAGUUGCCCUUAAAUUAUUCAGAGGAAUAUGCUUCAUGGAAAAAUGAAGGAACUGAUUCUAAUUCUGCUGAUGCUGGACUUCAUUUUAUUUCAAGGACUGGAAAGACAAAUGACAUCACAAAAAUAAAGGGUUGGCGAGGAAAAUUUCACAACUCUUCAAAAAAUGAAGGCAUCAUUUUAGAAGGCUUGUUGAAGAAUCGAUCUGCCUUCUGCAGUGACAAACUUGAUGAAUACUUAGAAAAUGAAGGAAAGUUGAUGGAAACAAGCAUUGGAUUUUCUCCUAGCACAUCUAGUUCUCCUGUAGUUUAUCAGCUUCCAACUAAAAGCACCAGCUACGUGCGGACAUUAGAUAGUGUUCUAAAAAAACAAUCCAUUGCUUCUAAUUUGAGUUCUUAUACUUCCAAACCUCUUGGCUUACCUACUAUUUCUAAAAAGAAAAAAGAGAAAGUUAAGAACAAAAAGCAAGCAGUCUCAAGAGGCAAAGAAAAAUCUCCCCCCAAAAAUACAAUAGGUUUAUCUGUUGCAAAAAACCACAAACAUAAAUUAGUGUCAGAAGAUAAAGUUUCUAAAUCUCAGGCAAUUGAUCAGACAGUUACCGAGAAAGAUGCUUUGACGAUGUUGGCAACAGAGGAAAAUUUGCAGAGCAAACAGAUCACAGUGCGUCAGGUGCAGCAGCAACAGGGCAGUCGCCUGUCAACCUUAUCCAAGACUCAGUUGAAACUGCUGGAUUUAGAAGAUUGUGCAUUAUGGGAUGGUAAACCACGGACAUACAUUACAGAGGAACGAGCUGAACUAUCUUUGACAAUUUUACUGACUGCUCAGGCAUCACUCAAAAACAAACCAAUUCACAAAAUAAUUAAAAAGAAAGCACCACCAUGCAACAAUGAUUUUUGUCGGCUUGGGUGUAUCUGUUCUAGUUUAGCUGUUGAAAAACGUCAGCCAACACAUUGCCGCAAACCAGAUUGCAUGUUUGGAUGUACUUGCCUAAAAAGAAAAGUUGUCUUAGUUAAGCACAAAAAGAUCCAGGAGAAGCCUCUGCAUGGGAAGCAUAAAUUAUAUCGUGAAAGAAAUCAGGAACAACAAACAGAUGUAAUAGCAAAAGAUGAGCAAGAAAAAAUGAAACUAAAAGAUAAGAAGAAGAAAAAGAAGGUUGAAUAUAGUGCUUUGGAGAUGUCUAGGACAAUUCAGCAUAGUGAACUCGGCAUGGCCAACUCACCACAGCCAACUCACUUACAGGACAACUUGCGAUGGCCAACUUGCUCUGGGACAAGAGCUAUUUGUGAUACAGAACCAGAAAAACCUGUUAAAAAUUUUCCAUUGUGGGUAAAAAAAGAUGGAGAGAUGGAUCCAGAACCAAUUUACAUCCCAACUCCAUCAGAUGUUGAGGCAACAAAAACUGUGAUGUCACCUAUUCCAGAGAUCAUGUCAACUGAUGAUAAGCCUAUGGAAACUGAAGUUAAUUCAGAGGCCAAUGGAGUCAAGCCAUUACGAGUAUAUACACCUAGACCCAAUCCAGUGAUUCGAGAGGAAGAUAAGGACCCUGUUUAUCUAUAUUUUGAAAGUAUGAUGACUUGUGCUCGUGUGCGAAUAUAUGAACGGAAAGUACGGGAGAAAGGUCAGCGGGAAAAGUGCCUCUGGAAUUGUGAAAAACGUAUUGAAAAGGAACAUGAUGCAGAACCUCAGCCUCUGAAAAUUGAAAAGGAUAAAGACCCUGGAGAGAAAAGCUGGUGGUUUUCCGGUAGAGCUGGGGAUCCAUUCGCUUCUUAUGUACAUCAUAUUACCCCAGAUGGCAAAAACAAAUUGAUUGAGAUUAUUUCUGAUUGCAACUGGGAAGAGGAUCGCAAUGAGAUUUUGAAUAUCUUAUCACAGCAUAUCAAAAAUAAGAUACCCAAAUCGGUCAAAGUAGGCCAUUUUCUGAUUGAGCUAGAAUCUGAAAGUAAAACCUGGGAUGAAAAACACACACCCAUCUAUUCUUCGCGAGUGAAAAUCACCAUGUCACCAUGUCAGAACAAAACCGAAACCCUUCCUGUCGCUGUUGAGUCACCUAAUGCUGGAUUGUCACCAUGCAAGAAGACAGAAAAAAUAACAUUAACCCCUGAGAAAUCACAGGAACAGAGGAAGAAAGGUUUACCCUUUUAUGCAAGAUUUUCUUCUGUGGGAAAACUGAUUGCUCACACAUGCAAAUAUGGCUUAAAUUCCUCAGAUUUGAUUCAGGUUAAUGGUAAAAAUUCUCCUCAAGCCAAACUUCUUUUGGGACAGAUGGGAGCAUUGCAUCCAGCCAGUCAUCUAGCAGCUUACCUCACGGGUAGACUGCAGUCAACCAUGUCUGAUCUCUCAACAAUGAUCCUCAAGAAGGCACCCAGUAAUAAACUUGCUGUUUCUGAAUCACUGUCAACUGAAAUAUCCACAUUAGAAACAUCUACAAUUUCACUUUUUCCUGAUACUACAUCAAUCUCCACUGCUCGUGUCUCAGCACAGAGACAUAUAGCUCCUCGGCCAUUAUUAGAUGGCAUGACCUAUCAGUUGACCUCUCUAAAUACAGUUGGAGGUCUACAGAAGAAGGCUUCUGAAAAUGGGUCAUCUCAAUCUUUGACAGGAACACAGAAAUCUAAUACCAAAUCUAUCUUACUUUCUGCUGGUUCAACUACAGUUGUUCCUACAACUGCUAUAACUUCUGUGGCACCACUUCCUGUAACAAUUUCCAGCCCUUUGCAGAAUAACAAUGCUAUCCAUCCUUCUGACAUUGCUUUUACAAAUACUGUUGGAAAACAAGAAAUAAAUAUAUCCCCAGCCACGGAUGCUAUGGAAAUAACAAAGCCAGUUACAAGCAUGUCUUUUGCUCAGUCUUCAACUUCAGUUUGUACAUCCACAGCUGUAGUCCCAAUCACUGUGACUUCCCCUACUUCAUCAGUUAGCUGUGUUCAACCUGCUGGACUCUCAGGAAUUCACAAAAGCCCUUUGUCAAAUCAAAAGCAGGGUGCUACAAGUCCUCCAGGUUUGCCUCGUGGAGCAGAGUAUCGUAUGGGAACACGAUUUAUUUUGAUUCCCGUACAGCAGUGUUGUUCUACUUUGCGACCUUCACAAAAUAUGCAAGUUGCCUCUGGCAAAAGAGUAGUUUUGCAACCUUUGAGACAUCCAGGUGCUGUUAAUCUCUACCGACACCCCAAUGGUCAGAUUAUCCAACUUGUUCCCUUGCAUCAACUUCAAACUUCAGGAGCACAGUCCAGUUUACAGCCCAUAAUGGUCCGUAAUCCAGGCUCUGUGGUAGGAAUCCGACUUCCUGGACCUUCUAAGCUUCCUGAAACAUCUGCAUGUCAGGCUUCUGCUGUUCCAUCGGUGACUUCCACUACUACAACUUCAAUUCUGUCUACAUCUCCUUCAGUUUUGUCUGGAUUCUCAACUGCAGAGAACGCUUCUGUUUUGUCUGGGACAUCAAACACAACCACUGCAAUAUUAUCACAAACUCCUACCACUGAGUCCUCUUUAAUGCUCUCCAUGUCCUCUAAUGCUUUAUCUUUAUCCCCCUCUACGGAAACAUCUUCUCUUUUGUCCAUGACCUCUAUAACUGACGUUCCUUUGUUGCCCACAACCGCUUCUACUACACUUGUACCUUCUACAGUUGCAAUUUCAUCAUCUCUAUCCUGUACUACGCCUGUUUCCCCUACCGAUAAAUCCCCUUCGGUUUUCACAGUGUCACCUAAUGGUACUAAUUCUCUCUUGCCUGUGCCUCCUUCUAGUAUACUUACGUCUUCUAUCACUGAGGGCACUUCUGCUGCUUCGGAAUCCCCUGUCACAAAUUGGACAUUACAGGACAUGAGAACUACAGCUGUGCAUUCUGCUUCAGUAACUCAAGCAACACCUGUUAAUUCUUCAGGUUUGGUGUCCCCAGUUGGUACUUUGACUCUGAGGAUUUCUCCUGGAAUAAACAAUUCCGAUCAAACAGGUUGUCAGUCUAAAAUAAGAUGUAACGCCAGUGGGCUACCAAGCAAUAUAAAUAAUCUAAUAUCUCUACAGUCAGGCAGUUUUGCUUUGCUUCAGUUUCCAGGGCAGAAGAAUGACUCAGGUUCCAUUGCAAAGAAAGUUGCAUCUCUUGAGAUUAAAAUUUCACAUAAGAAAAAUGAGGUCAGUGCCAAUAAGUUAGAGGAAGAUUCAAUAAGUUCACAAACAACAGAAAUUAGUAAAUUAAAAGAAAAUGAACUACUAUUGCAUAAUCCAGACUUCCAUUCUGAAGAAAUAACAUGUAACAGAAAUAUAUCAGAAAUAAUUGAAAAGGAUGCUGAAAUGUUGAAGAAGUUACCCAGUUUUGCUCUCAUGUUACAGGCUAAUAUACAAUCAGACCACUCCUAUACCAGUGAGAAGCAGAAAUGUGAAGAAGAUGAAAUUAAGAAAAAAAAUCAAGACAAAGACGUUGAAGACCCCCUAGAUAAAGUUUCAUAUUCUAAUGAAAAAUGUAAUGAAAUUGAAGUUCUUGCCCAUAAUACAUUACAAGAAGAAUCAAUGCAAAAUCCAAUUACUGAAUCAAAAAAUGAACAAAAACAAUUAGAUACAAAAGCACAAUUGAUUGUUGAACAGACCUGGUGGAAACCUAGGAAACCAGCUCAGCACAACCCUCCUCUAAAUAAUACCGAAAAGCUGCAAACAAAGACUAAACCUUCUCUAGAUCCAUGGAAAAAUGAAGAUCCAAAAUUGCCAAGACAGAACAUGAAGGAAAAAUGUGACUUUGUGGCUAAAGAAAAAGACAAAGAAAAAGUAAGUGGGAAGGCUAAGAUCAAUGCUGGCAAAAAUAAAAAUAAUACCUUAGAAAAUGAAUACCUGGAUAGUGCUCAUGAAGAUUUAUAUGAAAAAAGUACUGGUUUUCAAAGUAGCUGUAACUAUUCUAGCUAUGAAAAAAGUAUUAAAGAUAUACAGGAACAUAAUCAAAAUAAGAAAGAUGAGCACAAGACUAGUAAAACUUGCAGCAAAAUAUCCGGACCAUCCUUAGCUGUACAAAAUAAAAUCAGUGUGGAUGUUGAUGAACUUGCAGAUAAAUUAACAAAAUCCACAAAACAAAAUACAUGGAAAACCAAGUGUCACAGAAAAAAAUCCUCGCCUCUUAUUGAUAUUACCCGGGAUGAUACAGAAAAAGAUGAAAAAACAGAAGAAUCUGCCAAUGAGAUGGUUGAUGAAGCAUUUGGAUAUCAAAGUGAGGAUACAGUAAAUGUUGAAAUAUUGAAUGGAAGUGAAUUCAGUGAAGUUGAGGAGAAUGUGGAUAUUGAGACGGUGGAGGAAUUUUCAGAAAAAGUUCAUCUUGCUCGCCUAAAGGCUACGGCUGCUCAUAGUUUGAGGUCCAAACAGUUGCACUUGGUUCGUAACCAUUCUAAUAAGAUGACUACCAAGCGACAUAAGCAAUCUGAGUUUUCCAGUAAAAAGCUAAAGAAUGAAGAGAAGGCCUUUGCUAACUAUCGGCAAACACACACAGCAAACGAACGUCGCCGUAGAAAAGAAAUGAGGGGACUCUUUGAAAAAUUGAAAGCAACAUUAGGACUGCAGGCUUUUCCAAAGGUUUCCAAAUGCUUCAUCUUAAAACAAGCCUUGGAAGAGAUCCAGGGUCUGACCGAUCAAGCAGACAAACUCACAGGACAAAAGAACUUAUUGUUGCACACGCAGGAUACUUUGGUUCGUAAAGUAUCUGCACUUUCAGGAAAGACACAAGAAGUAGUUUUGAAGAAGUUAGAAUACAUUUAUGCCAAACAGAAAGCAGUCGCGGUUCUAAAAGGGAAGCAGAGUGAACAAAAAGAUCCUGCGAAGAUCAUUGAAACCACAGAGACUGCUAGUCCUUCAGUGGAAAACGAUCCCACUUCUGUCCUUGGAGAGGUGAAGCCGGUGGUCUUAUCCAACCAACGUACAAAACCAUUGAUACUUUCCAGGAAAGGAAACCAUGUCACAGGAGACCUACCUCCUUCUAUAACAUUAACCAAUGCCAACCUUUUAGUGACUACAAAUGGCCAGGUUCUGGCAUUCAGGAAUUCAUUGGUGCCAAGACAGGUUACUGCCCUGCCUUCUACACUUCUACAAGCCGAAAUAAAAUCAGAAGCUGAGAGCAGUGAUGAAAAAGAGCAGUCAGCAGAAAAUGAAGAUUCGUUCUUGAUGCCAAGAAUCGUGAAUGUGACAUCACUAGCUACUGAAGAAGACACUUAUUUAAAUCUGGAUGCAAAUAAAGGACCUCAUACAAUGCUAAGUACAGAUUCCCGAGCAUCUGAGUUUUCCAUGCAAGUUUUACCUCAGGAAACAUCCAAUCAUAAAUGCAAAGAAAACGAAGAAGGUUCUGAAAAAGAGAGAAAUAUUAUUGGAACAACACAAGAUCUGCUUCAGGAAAAAUACAGUUUUCCACAAAUACUAAAUGUCUCCAGUUUAAAGGGCUUCCCAGAAACAAAGCUCUGCUUUGAAGAAUUAACUGUAAGCCAGACAUGGGCCAAAGAGGUAGAUGGAGGAGGAGGAGAUUAUCAAAAAUCAAAGAAUCCCUCAUUCCAAAAACUACAGAUUAACAAAGCCAAGGACUCUGGGUCAGAAAUGGAACUGCAGCAAGUUGCUUCUGUAAUACACGAACCAACAGUGGAUACAAGGAGUUCAAUAGAUAUAGAGGAAAAUGAUGAUACAGAUGAAACUCUGACCUCACUUCUGAAUGAAAUUGCAUUCCUCAAUCAGCAACUGAGUGAUGAUGCUUCAGACAUACCAGAACUUUCCAACCCCCUGAGUUCUAGCUUUUCUCUAGCAGAUACGGAAAAUCGGCAGGAAUCAAAUUCAGCAAGUAGCUCUGCCUUCCAAUUUAGUACAAUGGGUGGGAAUUUUAAGGAUCUUUCUAUGAUUCAAGACAAUGGUGAUUCCAUAACUCCUCUCUUACUUCACUUGGAUGAUGAUGAUUUUCCUGUUGGUAAUAGAAAUGCCGGAGACGUUUCAUCAGAACCUGAUGCUUUAAAAAUCAUGCUAGGCUCCGAAGUAAAGGACAGAAAUUCCAACCUGUUAAAAAUGAACAGAAGUGGAAAAAACGAGGAAUCCUCAGCAAAGACAAGAAGUGUUUCACCUCCCGUUCUUCAUAUGAAAACUAAUUUAGAAGCUGGCACAUCUGACAUGUCAUGGAGGCCUAUGCCCAAAUUGGCACCACUGGGGUUAAAAACUGCUAAUCACUCAUUACAUUCUGAAGGACAAAGUACUAAAGUGAUGCCUGCACUGGCACCUGUUGCUCCAAAAGAGAAGAAAUUGGCACAGUCGGCGACUAAUCCAAAUCAGGAUUCUACAGCAACAAACACAAAAGCAACUGCAGUGACAAAAUCAGAUUAAUUAUGGUCACUUUAACUUCAGAUUUUAAUGCUUUCUUUCUGACUUUUGAAAUUUAAUCUAGAUGUAGGAUACACAUAUGCAUUUGGCUGCUUGCAUUACAUUGCCAUAUAUUGUAAAAAGUAUGCAUGUAAUUUAUGAAAACAAAAUUUUGUACUAGAGGUUAAGAAGUCAAAAAAUUAAGAGACUAUCCAGAUAGAUGAAUAAUGCAAAUGCUUCAUUUAUCUGUUAUUUUGGUAGAACUCUUGUAAAAAUAUGUUGAGGCUCUUGAACAGUUUACAUGUUUGAGAGCAUUCAUUCUGGGAAGAAAAAAAAAUGCAGAAUUAAAUUAUUUUCUUCAUAAUGUAGUAAGGAUUUUAACUGCUUUGCUUAAGCUCCAGUGGAGUUGCUCUUAAAUUGGCAGGGAAGUUGUCAUAGUUAUUUCCUUUUUAUGACAUUGCCACAGAAUAUCUUUUUUAAAGUAUUUUAAAAAAUCAGGAAUGUAAGUGCUUUGUAUAAAUAUAUUAUGUGUUCAGGAGCUCCGAUGAAAGCAUUUCAGCAACAAAGUGUUUUCUGUAAUACAAUGUUGCUUAAUUUUGGGGUCCUCCUGUAAAGCAUGUGAAGUGUGAGAUUUCAUAAUGUAAAUGAUUUAUAUUUUUGUAUACAGAUUUUUGUAAGUAUGUACAAUAAUGACAUUUUUCAUCUAGGAAAAGAUAUUAAAUGUUUCCAAAUGAUUGUAAAUGAUCUAUUUUUUGUUAAAUGUGAAGCAUUUGAAUGCUUUGAAAAAGUUGUUAUAGGAAACCUUAAAACUUAGGCAUUUUAUGUAAAUUCAUUAAGAAAGGUAAUGCUUCUUGUUACCCCACCAUAAAAUGUUAAAGCUUUCUUCAUUUAUUAAUAUUUGCAUAUUUCCUUCUCUUAUCACAUGGAUUGAAUUAACGGUUGAAAGUCAGUUUUCUGUAUAGGUAUGAAAAAUGAGCAAUUUGAUGUGCUUAUGGCACAAAGGUUUACAUGUAACAAACAGGCAUGAGUCAGAAUUAUUUCUGAGCUUUAAAAAAUAUAUGCAGAAAAAAAGUGGCUCCUGAACUCUUUUUUCUCAAAGGUUUUUAGAGAAAUAACAUUGCUGUGUUCAUCUGCACUGGCUGUUCAAUCUUCAGACAGUUAACUGAAUUACAGGUGUAGCUUUCCCUUUAUCAAAUGCUAUUGAUUUAAAAGCUUUGUAAUAUUAGAAAGGAAAAGUUGUCUAAGUUCUAAGCAGUGUAUACUAAACAAUGUGUUGUUCUUCACAGCUGCACAUAUUCCCCUAUGCUAUAUUUCAGUUUAUUGUAAGGUUUUCUUGUGUUUCUUGAUUCACUGUUUUCAGUCAGUGCCUUAGGACAUGAAAAGAACUUUCAUAAAUCACUAUUUAAAUAAAAUCUGACUGACCUUUUUAAUUUAAGGGUCAGACUGCAAUGGAACACAAGCCUUUUAAAUGCUUUUUCUGGACAUGCAACUGAGAAUGUGGUUCCUCUGAGGAGCCUGUCCCAGAGACAUUGGCAGAUGUUGUAUGAACAUUGGCACUGAUGGGAUCCUUGUAUGUAGAGCUGUAAAUCAAGGCAGCUCUUAUGAGUACAUCAACUCCUUGUUGUUAGGAUUUCUGACUGUAUAAAAUCCUGUACUCAGACAUCUUGCUUGUUCAGGUGAAAAAGCCUGAAGAAGGCUUGUGGCAAUUUGCUUACCUAUAUUAAAUAAACAUAAAACAAAUUAUGCCAACCCUUUCUUUUAUAGAACUACCAUUACACUAGAAAUUUGACUAAAACAUAACAUUUUUUCAUUCUUUUCUCAUUCCUUUUUCCUAGUAUUUGCUUGUUUUCUGAGUUAUAGUACCUAAAGAAAAUCCUACCAUUCCACAUUUCACUUUAGAACAAAUUUUAUCAUUACAACUAUGAUCAUUUGGCCUCUAUUAUGACUAUUUUAAAGAUGCAGUGCAUUAUAAUGUAAAUAGGCAGUAAAGGAUUUCAGGAAAAUUUCUAUAUAAACAUUCAAGUGUGAUACACAGAACUCUAAAAUUCCGAAACCCAGUCAUCUCUUUGAAUAGUUUUCAUCUGCAUUUCAGUGCUCAAUUCUAAAGUUUUUAAAAAUAAUACUACAAGACUAUUCCCUGUGUAUUUCAAAAGUAGCCUUGAUAACAAUUAUGUAUAAUUUUUUUAGGAAUAAUGUGAGAAUGAAUUUUAUAAGUAUUUUCUAAUCAGCUCUGACAAUUGAUUCAUUUCAUUUUAAGCAAGCUUGUAAAAUUGAUUUUUAAUUCAUCUGUAAAUGACUGAUGUUUUAGUAACACAAUGUUAGAUUAUGUUUCUAUUAUAUUUCUUCUUUUUCUGUAUCUACUAAAAACUGUAUUUUUGUAGUUAUUGAACCAUAAAGCCUAUCUGAAUACUGAGAGGAGAAUCUGUGUAAUUAAAAUAGUCUCUAACUAGAAAAUGGUUUUGAAAUAUUAUUUCUAGACCAGAAACUAGAGGAGAAGCUGAGAGGAUAACAGACUGUACUGAGUUUUAUUGAUAAAAUUCUGGAAUAAAAUUAGUCCUUGUAAAAAAGAA
Messenger RNA from Crotalus tigris (Tiger rattlesnake), 12337 nucleotides. It is a transcript of the gene MGA, whose product is annotated as MAX dimerization protein MGA. Gene Ontology annotation, biological process: regulation of transcription by RNA polymerase II; positive regulation of DNA-templated transcription; cell fate specification. Gene Ontology annotation, cellular component: nucleus; MLL1 complex. Bases 183 to 9791 code for a protein of 3202 amino acids. The record is from RefSeq and is a predicted model, not a curated record. Gene Ontology annotation, molecular function: protein dimerization activity; RNA polymerase II cis-regulatory region sequence-specific DNA binding; DNA-binding transcription factor activity, RNA polymerase II-specific. The transcript is spliced from 26 exons. Lineage: Eukaryota; Metazoa; Chordata; Lepidosauria; Squamata; Viperidae.